UCGGAAAACUAGUAAAUUUUGUACGACCAUGGCUCUAAAAGCUACCUUCUUGUUAUGUGCUUUCUUGGCUUUCGGAAGUGCUGCAAUCAGGCAGCCUCGCGAUCUAGCUGACCAGGCGAGAGAGGAACUUGAGGCUCUAGAGAGCAUCGUUCAGGGAAGAAUCUUUGCUGCUCACGACGAUCUCAACAACAUACUCACCGACUUUAGAACAAAUUCUGCAAAUGUUGCUACCGAAGGAACCAUUUCAAUACAACAAGAAUCACAAACUGUAGACCAGCAGUUGCAAGCAAUCAAGGAUUUGGCACAUGUAGCAAAUGUUGAUAUUUCAGCAUGUACGAACAUUCGUGAACACACUUUGAACAGACUGCCUGAUCGUUUGGUUAGGAAGUUGAACGUAUGUGUUACUGGAAUCGAUAUACAAGCGGCUUCGCUUGUUGGCGAUGGAAGAUACCUUGUGGACAUCGUUUAUAACAAAGUUCGCAAUUUGGAAUUCCAGCUAAAUCGGUGCAGAGACGAUCUGUUGUGCAUUGCUCCGUUGCUUACGGAAAUAGAACUUGACAAAGUUCGAUUGCCACAAAAUGUUGACACUGAAGUUCUAGCUACCAGUAGUCUAUUGACAACUUUGAGGCUUUCUGUUGAAUCUUGUUCAAGUUCGCACGUGGCUCAAUAUGUAACAGAAGCUUUUGGGAUUCUUGGAGACAUUCAGGCCUGCGCUGAUAGGCUUAUUGGAAAUUAAUUAUAAAUAAAUACAUUUUUGUUUUAUUUUAUUAAAUAUUUAUUUUUUUGUUGCAAAGUCAAGUAAUUUGCAAUUAUACGACAUGUUUAUUGA
This is a messenger RNA of Zophobas morio, 829 nucleotides long. RefSeq lists its product as uncharacterized. NCBI's taxonomy places the organism in Eukaryota, Metazoa, Arthropoda, Insecta, Coleoptera, Tenebrionidae. The record is from RefSeq and is a predicted model, not a curated record. Bases 29 to 736 code for a protein of 235 amino acids. The transcript is spliced from 2 exons.